AUGAGUGGUAAUUUUAUGCUAAAUAAUGUAACACUACUCAAUUGUGUCGAUACGAACUUCUCUAUUCAGGCUCAGACAGCUAAACUAUCUUAUAUUGCUAUAGAUUAUAAUGAUGUUUCAUAAACUAUUUUUAGUAUUUAAGCAGAAUAAAUAAAUUUAGAUUAUUUUAAUAUCACAAACAGUAAACCAUUUUCAAAAGCAGCUGGUAGUAAAUUAAUCGAUAUAAAAAGCUUCACUAAUUCCUAUAUUAACAAUAUUUAUUCAUUAGAUAAUGAAAUAUCAAUGAUUAAUAUAAAUUAACAAAACAAAGGAGGAUAUGCUAAUAUUUCUUAAUCACAAUUCAUAAAUUUCACAAUAUCAAAUAACAAUCCUUUGAUAUUUUUAAAUGGGCUCUUUAAUAUAGUUUUGGAUAAUGUAACAAUAAAAAACGUGGUAAAUAUCUAAAAUUAAUAUACUUCUAUAUUUGUAAUUUAAAAUUGUGAUACUGUAACUAUAACAGAUAGUUAAUUUAGAAACAAUACAAAUAGCAAUGGUCCUGGAGGAAUUAUUUAUGCAGCUGAAAAUAAAGUUAUUAAUAUAUUAAAUUCAAUAUUUUAUUUAAAUUAAUGUUUGGCACUGAAUGGAGGAGCUAUAUUCGUAUAAAAUACAAUAUAAACGGGCAUUUUAAAAUUAAAUUAAAUAUAGCUAAUAUCAAAUAAAGCAAUUUAUUCUUCUGGAGGAGCAAUUUAUUUACAGAAUAGUAAUUUAAUAAUGUAAAAUUCUGUGGUAUCCUCUAAUUUAGCUUAGAUAGGUGGUGGUAUAUACUAUACACAAAUUGUUCCAUAAUUUAUUAUUGAUUUAUAAAGUAGUAUUAACAAUAACAACACUUUUAAAGAUAAUGUUGGAAGAAUCUUUGGGCAAAACUUUGGUUCUACUUUAAGGAAAGUGUAUAUUGAUUUAGAUAACAUUGAAGCAUCAAUUAAAAUUUUGAAAACUAUUUAAGAUGAUAGCAUAUUAAUCAAAUAAUUUAAGAGUGGAAAUUAAAUAAGUUUUAAAAAAGUAUAGUUGUUGGACGAAGAAGAAAAUCCAUUAAAGUUACUAGAUUUUAAUUCAACUGAAUUUAGUUAAUUGAGUAAUGAUGUGUAAUCUUUAAUAUAAUAAAUUAGUGUUUCGGUAACUUGGGAAUAAGAAAAUUAGUAAAUAUAAUGUGUUGGUUAGCUUUAAACAAAAUCAUUUACAGAUGGAGGCUUUAGCUUAGAUGUUUAAAUAUUUUAUAAGCCAAUAUCCAAUAUGACCCUAAAUAUAGUGAGUAAUGUGUUUCCAUAAAUUAAAGAUUCAAAUGGACAUAUUAUAGUUAUAGGAGGGUAAGCAGAAUUAAAAGCGAAAGUUUUUAUGGAAUAAUGUUCAGUUGGAGAAAUACUUGUAAAAUAUGGCAAUUCUAUUGCUUGUGAAUCUUGUCCAGAUGGAAAAUACUCACUGAAUUAGAAUGAUAAUUAAUGUAAAUUAUGUCCUGAUUCAGCUCUUAGGUGUAUAGGUUCAAAUAUUUAUUUAUAGAAUGGAUAUUGGAGAGAAAAUGAUGAAACAGACAAUAUUUAAUAUUGUAGUUAUAAUCCAUUAUCCUGUAAACCAGAACUUUCUACUUCUAAAUUUAACUGUGAUGUAGGUUACAAAGGACCUCUAUGUGAGAGCUGUGACACAUAUGGUGAAAUAUGGGAAUCAAACUAUUCUGAAAUUUUAACUCCUGGUCAUUGCUAUUAAUGUUAAGAAAACUUAGUCUAAAUUAUAAUUUAUAAUUUGAUUACCUUCUUUAUAAUAUUUUGUUAUAUUUUAACUAUCUUAAGAAGGAUUAUUAAUUAACUUGAAGUUAAACUUACUGGUUACUUCCUUAACAAAUUGAAUAUCAUUUAUUUAGGUUCAACUUGUAAUAAUUUCUUUUUUUUUUAUUUUUAUCAUAUCUUUUCUUUCUUUCUUUUUUAAAAAAAAAGUAAGUUAGCUAGAUAGAUCAUAAAUUUUAUCUAAGUUAUUAACUGA
Tetrahymena thermophila SB210 is the source of this 2010-nucleotide messenger RNA. Its product is annotated as transmembrane protein, putative. The record is from RefSeq and is a predicted model, not a curated record. NCBI's taxonomy places the organism in Eukaryota, Ciliophora, Oligohymenophorea, Hymenostomatida, Tetrahymenidae. The transcript has 2 exons.